AUGGCGCCCUCCAUCCCCUCCGCUAAGCUGACUCUUUCUUGUCCUCUCUUCGCCGCUGAUUUCGACCCGCGCAACCCUGGGUUUUUGCUCGUUGCCGGUGGAGGAGGGGAGGGUCGCAGUGGGGUCCUUCUCGAUUCCUCCAAACGCCAAACGCUCACUCCGGUCGUGGAUAUAGACUUGUCGCGCGAUGAAGAUUCGGUAACCUCGCUGGCAGCCGCGCUGCCAACGGAGGACUCGGUCAUUGCCUUGGCUGGCAUCAACAGUUCCGUUGAAGAACAGAAGCGAGACAACAACCAACAUCUACGGUCCUUCCGCAUCGAUUAUCCUCCACGCAAAGCCUACUCUAGAGCCGAUCAGGUCGUUGAGUCGUCAGAAGACGGCUCGUCUGCGACACCGACUCUUGGGAAAACUACUCCCUUGUCCCGCGCGUCGCUCUUCCGCACAGCCAAGGACUCAAAAUCAUCCGACACCUAUCAACGCCUUCUGCGCCUCUCCCCGUGGAAGUCCGGUGCGCAAUCCCCUCGAGUAGCUGCCAUCGCAACCGGUCUGGCGGCGACUGGCGAGAUCGUCUUCUUUAGCGCGACCACUACCCCUGGGCAAUCGGAGGUUAUCGGUCGAAUUCGGCUAGGCAGCGAUGAGGAGGCUGAGGACAUCGAUAUCAUUGAACUGGACGACGAGACGGGCACCUUCCGCUUUGCCUACAGCAAUGGUGUCGAUGUUUUCGUAGGCCAAGUUACUGCUGACACUCGCUCAAAUGCUGCGCCGGACGUGCAGUGUAUUUAUACGACACCGGUCCCGGAGAAGGGGCCGCGGACUAGGCCGAAGUUCCGGGCGUUGCGCUUCCUCUCGCCAACCGGUCUACUCCUUCUGCAGAACUCUCCCGAUCGUAAGGGCUGUGAGCUGAUGAUCCUCGACCUCCGAGGUGCUUUGGUUCCCAAUUUAGGGGAGAAGAAACCGCAACAGCAGCAGCAGAUGACCACUGGGAAAGCAAGCAUCAUCCGGCGUAAAAAGCUUCGCAAGACCAUCAAAAUCGGUCUUGGUUUGGAUAUCUGCCUUCUAGGCUCUGGGAGCGAUGAUCUCGUUAAACAGCAGCAGCAGGCCAUCAUCGCAGUCUCUGGCAGUGACCAGUCCAUCGAGCUUCUGACCCUCGAAUUCAAUCCGCUCAACGGCCGGGGCGGCUACGGCCCUCUCCGUCACUAUACUACUCUCCCCGACGUGCACCCUUUUUCCAUGACCAAGCUUUGCUUUGCUCCCUUCCAUUCACCCCAGCACCCUGUCUCGGCCGCGACUCCUCCGCAAUACGUUCGAUUGGCCUCGGUCAGUAUGGGCAAUACAGUCGUCGUCCAUACUCUCCCACUGUCCCCCUGCCCCCCCGCUAGCCGCAAUCCUCGCUACGUCUUGUCUAUGCCCGGGGAAUCGGAGAUCUGGACCCAUUUCUCCAGCGGGUUUGCCGCCCUCCUCUCCAUCCUCAUCGUCUGCUUCGUCCUGCAGGCGUUCACCGAGAUUCGGGGAGCAAUGCCUCCCUACCUCGGCGCUACCGAAUGGCUACCCCCGCAUAUCCGCGACGCUGUAGCUCGACCAUAUUACCCUCCUCCUCCUCCUUCUUCCCCACUUCCUCCCUCCCCACUCCCUCCCGCUGACCUCUCAACCUCAUCCCCGGAAUCGGGUACGGUAGUCAGAGCCUCCAACAACCGCCCCAUCUCAUGUGCAUCAUUGACCCCCUCCCCCAUCCCUGUCCUCACAUCGGGCAAACCGUCGUUCAUCACCUGCGACUCAGCUACGAAUCGUCUACUCGUAGAAUCCACCCCAGCAGAUGCCCUUUCAUCCUACCGCCGUUGGCGAGACGUCCAAGAGACCGACCGCGCUCGGUGGAUUCAGGGGCUUACAGAAGCAUGCUACGGUCCGGUUUCCGAGUCGGAUCUGGAGUCCGAGUCCGAGUCCGCGUCGGAUGACGACUCCGUUCCGACCGGUGUGUUCUUCGGGGAUCUGUGUCCUACCAAACCUUUCGAAGACCUGCCUUGA
Molecule: messenger RNA, 2022 nt
Organism: Aspergillus uvarum CBS 121591
Lineage: Eukaryota; Fungi; Ascomycota; Eurotiomycetes; Eurotiales; Aspergillaceae
Exons: 2
Coding region: 1-2022 (673 amino acids)
Biological process (GO): protein secretion
Cellular component (GO): endoplasmic reticulum membrane
Molecular function (GO): guanyl-nucleotide exchange factor activity; protein binding; GTPase activator activity
Source: RefSeq, a predicted model, not a curated record